Microcebus murinus (gray mouse lemur) is the source of this 6478-nucleotide messenger RNA. The record is from RefSeq and is a predicted model, not a curated record. Lineage: Eukaryota; Metazoa; Chordata; Mammalia; Primates; Cheirogaleidae.
CCCGAGAGGGGAUGCACCGCGCAUGCUCCUGGGCGGCCGUCCGCGCCAGCCGGGCUGCGGGCGUGAGGGGCGAGCGUCCGGAGCGGUCUGGUCGGUUGGUGAGUGUUCCCCGUCUGCAGUAACUCGUGCGCCCUGCCUCUGCUGCCCAGACCUAACAGAAGUGCGCCGUCCAUCGAGAAAAAGCUUUAACUGCAAGAAUUAUAAAUUAGGACUAUCCUCAAAGACAACAUUGAGUUUAACUGUUGGAGCCAGUUUUCUAAUACAGAAAGUUAAAUGGUUGUAAGAAGAAAGUAGAAAUAAAAGAGCCAUCAUGAAAAAGAUCUUAAAGAGAAGAAAAGAUACUAAAAAAAAGUUGGAAUUGAGAAGUUAUGAAAAAGUGUACAGAAUCCUGAGAAUGAUUUCAGAAGAGAGAGAUGCAGAAGAAGAAGUUAUAGAUGAAUAUCUCCAAAAAGAUUUACAUGCAGAAGAAAAUCGAAACAUAGUAAACACAUUGAGAGGCAAAGUAAGAGAAAAGUUUAAAAAUGCUAAGAUUAAUCAAGGUGAAAAAUCUUCAACUCACCACAUUGAUAAGACUAAAGUCUCAUCAGAUGAAGGUCUUUCAUUUUUCAUUCUGAAUGGUGAAGAAGGCUCAGCUUUGGACCAGUCUUCAGAGCAGAAAAUAGCAUCCCGACUCCAUAGCACUAGAUCAGUAAAUGAUAGUUACUCCAAACACUUUUCACUUGGUGCUAAUUUACAAAAUGUUCCUGAGAGCCAAGAUGAAGAUUUUAUGGAAAAAGUCAUUUUUACAGAUUUACUUGAAGUAAAAGCUGCUGAAUAUGAAGAUGCUCAAGAACAAAUAAAAAAACAGCAGGCAAAUAUUUUUGUGCCAAGUAGUUCUCCCGUGCACAGCCAGCAUAAAUUGCCAAAAGGAAUGUUACCACGCAUUUUAGAAGAUGAAGGGUUCUAUAUUCAGAGAAAGCCAGAAAUAUAUAAAAAAACCUGCAACAAAAUGGAAAAUCGGCUGCUUAAAUUAGAAAAGGGAAAGUGUUGGUUUGAAGAAAGUGGUGAAUUAAUGUCAUUACCUACACCUAUUAAACAGUCAUGGAGUUUCUUACUAAACAUAAGCAAGGAAUCUUUAAAUCCAGCACUAAAGACCACAUACAGGAAGGCAGUAAAAUAUGACCUAGGAAGCUCUUUUAGGGAAAAAAUGAAACAUCAAAGGGAAAUGUACCAAUUAGAUCUCAACAUUAUGGGUUUACAAUUCAGCCACCAUCAUCUCUUCAAUCAAGAACAAGUAUUAUGUGCUAGGCUGCUCCAACUUUAUGAAUAUUUUCAGGACAGGCAGCAACAGAAUUUACCUCAGCUGCUUUAUGAGAAGCUGAAAGCAUUGACAAAUGCUACCAAAUUAGCAAAUGAAAAUUUGGAAAUAAACCAGAUGACCAGAAAAUCCCUGCAAGAUUAUUAUUGGCAGAUAAGUAAUACUAAACAGCUAUAUGACUUAGAAAGGGAAAAGGACUUCUCCCUACUACGUAGUAUAAUACGGACUUGGAAACAGAUAAAAUUUCUUCGACAACGACAAGGGUUUACAAGCACCCCAAUAAAGUUACAGGUCCAGAGGAAUAAAUAUGAUGCACAAGAACAAGAGCAAAUGUCAGAAAUAUCUGAAACUGAGAAGAAAACUGAAGGAAAAGCAUUUAAUGAAGAAAAGCAGGAGAAACUGUCAUAUUUAGCUGCAGAAUUUAAAGAAAUAGAAAUUGAAAGAAUAAAGCCAAUUACUUUGAUGCCACAACUUUCCUUCACUGCAGAAUUAACAAACUUAUCCAAGUGUUCACUGCCUGAACAAAAGAGGAGAGCCAAAAUUCAGAAGCUUAAAUACUUUAUUAAAAUAUUUUACAAUAAUAAGCAAGUUUCUCGUACUUCAGUAUCUUCCCUACAGUUUGAUUUUAAAGUCAUGUUUCAGCAAAUUUUCAAUAUGCAGUUAUUAUAUUGGCCUGAAACAAUUUGCCUGAAGGUUUAUGAAGUAAGUAAAAGUACAAGCUUACUGGCAAAACUAUACUUGCCUUUACCUAACUACACAGAACUGAAAGGCAAAACUGUUUUGGAAUAUGUAGAGUUUAGCUCUGACAAGCCGGUCACACCUGAGGAUGGAGAAGUAGGAAGUAAUGUGCCUUUUAUUCUUGAGGGAAGUGGAACUGAAGAACUGUGUCUUUUGACGUCAGGAAAACUUAGCUAUUCUCUAUCAUGGGCCUUAGAUGAAAAUGGCAUUCCUCUGACACCUCUGUCCCAGUCAUCAAGAUCUGCUUACUGCAGUGUGUUAAGGAAUGUAAAUGCAAGGGGCGUUCCUGGAAUUCCGUGGCUCAAGGAUGCACAGAAGCUUUUAGAAUGGGCCAAUGAAGUCAGAAUUGAUCCAAAUAAUCCAGAAUAUUCUGAAUUAAUGGAAUUUAUUAUGUACAUGAGAUAUAAGGAGCAGGUUAUUCCAAAAUACUUCCGUCUUGACCAGUUGCAAGAUGAAUUUAACUUUGUUUCUGAAGAGGAGAUGAAAAAGAGUAAACGUUUCCAGCUAUUGCAGCUUAGAAAUGCAGGUCAAUUAGAUAUUUUCCUUCUGCAGCAAAUGCCUAUCUAUGAUAGAGAAAUUCCAGAUUCAGUCCUCCAGGAGUCUGAAAGUCAGAUUGAGAAGGAUAUAGCCCUUUCAGAUGUGAAUUCUAUUACUGCACAAAGGAUUAAUUCUGCCAAUUUUCUGAAAAAGAUGAGAAGAUUGAUAAUGAAAAGAAUUACCAAAAUUAGCAAAUUUAACUUGUCAGAUAUUGUGACUGAUUAUGAAGAAAUUGUAUCUACAAGCCAGUUGACAGAAGCAAUUUGUAAGUUUGUUGAACCACGAAGAAAGUUAAAGCCUCAAAGGAAAGAAAGGAAAAAAGUGACAGCACAGACUGUCUCUGAUGGAGAUAUUAAAAUUCUUAUCAGAAUAGUGAGUGCCUAUAAUAUUCCUACGAGGAAAACAAUAGUUAAUAGAGUCUUGGAUAUGCCUAAUUUUUUGAUGUCACCUAUAUCUUGCCUCAGAAAUAAAGAAACAGUCCAAUCAAUAGCCUCAGAUGAGAUCCUAAAUGAGGAAGCUGUACACCCUUUUGUGGAAGUGUCUUUUCAGCACACUGUAUACCAAACCAACACUGCAAGUGGAUCUCAUCCAUGCUGGAAUGAAGAAAUUAAAGUAGAUUUUAUCUCACCAGGACAUGAUUAUAGCUUCUCAAGCUUAUCUAAAAUAAAAGAUUAUAUAUAUAUUAACAUUUUUGAUGAAAUGAUGAUUGAAAAGCACGAGGUUCACUGUCUCAAGAGCUGUAGUGGUCAUUCAUAUAUAAGAAAGAAUUGGCUUGGAUCUAUCAUCUUCCCCUUUUCUGCUCUUCUGCAACAAUCAGAGAUUAGUGGGACAUUUCAAGUAAAUAUUCCACCAGUUUUGCUUGGGUAUACUUGGAGUAAGACUUAUGUAUCUCCUAAAGAAGAUUACAAUUGGCAGAAUUUAAAAGAAUGUACCUUCUUAAAUAUUUUUGCUACCAUUGAACCUCAAAUAGCAUACGUUACCUAUAAUCCAAAACCAGAUGAGUUUUCAGAUCAAAUAGAUGUUUUGCAAAGAGCACAGAUUUUUAAGAAAAAUUGCAAGGCAAUGUUUCCUAACCGAAGAAUCAUAACUACUGUAUUUAAUGAGGAAGGGAAACAGAUCUUAGUAACAAGAUAUAUCAAGGCAUUAAAUCCACCUCGGCAACUUCUGGAUAUAUUACUUCAUGAUUCCAGUGCAACACUUGACAUCAUUUCUCGAUUUGUAUCUUUGAUUCCUUUUAUGCCUGAUACACUGGAUGAAAAUGAUGGUUUUGAUAUAUGGCUGACAUCAGAGCGCUGCAUCAGUUUGGCUAUUGGAAAUAAGGAGGAGCAUGCCAUUCUUCUCUGUAAUUUCUUCCUGUAUUUGGGGAAGAAAGCGUUGGUCCUACUGGGAACCUCAGUGUUAGAAGGGCCCGUGGCUUAUGUAUUAACUCAAGAAACUGACGAACAUUUACUUUGGAAUCCAUCAACUGGGCAAUGUCAUAAGCAGUUUGACCCAUUUUGUCCCUUACAAAGUGUAGAUUGUUUGUUUGAUGAUAGAAAUGUCUGGUUUAAUAUUCAACAGAAUAAUAUACCAAUGGCUGUACACUUUGACUAUUCAAAGGAAAGUUUCUGGAAACAGUUACUUCCAAAUAAUUUUCAAGAGACAAAAGCACAAAGCAUACAGCCUGAAGAAAUAACUUAUACCGAUACUAAUAAAAGCAUGGUAGAAGAUCUAAAGAACAGGAUUGAAAGGACUCUAAAGUGUAAAAUGAUGGAAUGGCGACCUCAACACCCAACACGUUGGAAUCGACAAUGUUCUUCUAUUCUGCGACAAAUCCUUCCUAAACUAGAAGUUGGCAUAGGAAGCUUUGCUUCAUAUGAAAAAGAGAGUGAAUUUGAAAGACUACUACAACUUUAUUGGGUUGUAGGAUUUCCCAUCCAGAUGCCAUACACUGAUCUACAGUCAGUUAUUGAUGCCGUGUAUCAAACUGGAAUUCACUCUUCUGAAUUUCCCCAGACAGAAUUUGCAUUAGCUGUGUACAUUCACUCAUACCCAAGUAACAUAUUGUCUGUGUGGGUUUAUUUGGCUUCCUUAGCCCGAUAUAAAUGAAAAGGAAGAAGAGAGAAGGAAAAGAUUUUGGUGUCCUUGUGGGGUCUGGAAGAAAGGGAAAUAAGAAGGAAAAAAAUAUUAAAAAAGAAAUAAAAAGAAAAAAUAAUAAAAAUGUUUUAAAAAGGAAAAGAUUGUUCUAUAAAUCCCUAGACCAGGAGCAAACCAAACUUUCUGGUACCUUGGGAUUUUGCUGCUUAUUCUAAAUCCUAGCCAAGUGUUGAACCCAAUUUUUGAUUCAUUUAUCAAGUUGGGCAGUAUGGAAAUUUAAUCCCCUGAGUCUUUGAGGAUGAGUCUAGAUGACCUCCUCACCAGAAACCUCUUCAAGGAGGACCCUUUGGGAAGUCUGGCUGUCUUGGGUCACUGUCUACAGUGAAGCUUAUUCUGGGAAAGAAGCAAUUCUUGCCUUUCCCCCUAAGGCCAAUGUUUCUCAAAUUGUGGGCCUCAUACCACCUCCAUCAGAAUCAUCUGGAGAGCCUUGUUGAAAAUGUAGAUUCCCAUAUCCUACCCAAGACCUAUUAAACCAGAACCUCUGGGAGCAGAGCUCCAGAACCUGCAUUAUUUUCAACAAGCACCCCCAGAUAAUUCUGAUGCACUUUUAACAGGAAGAACCUAGACUUGUGAAAUGUUGUCAUUACAAAAGUAAGGCUGGUACAUUUGAUGCUGGCUCUGAUAUAAUUUCAGGUAGAUGUUACUCAAAUGGAAACCUAAGGUCAUUGCCUCUCAUAUAUAAAAGGUUAUUUCAUUGAGAAAGAAAAAAAGGAAAAUCUACCAUGUUGGGCUGAUACAUCAGCUUCUGGAGGCUCUCAAAAGUUUACACCUGAUGAAAGUUUGCUACUGAUGUGAAAUCUUUAUACCUCCAAGUAUUUGGAAGGGACUCCCAGGGAGCUCUAAUCUUAUCUAAUCUCUCCCAAUUCUGUGAGGGAGGAAAUGGUCUUGACAAAUCUCAGGACUCCUUUUUUCCUUAGCGAACAGCCUCUCCCUCUGCCCCUGGCACUUUUUGCUUUUUUUUUUCUUAGUGGUGGUUCAGCUAGAUCCUAGGAGCUCCUUAAGAAAAAGUGGACAAGGAUCUAAUUAGGAAGCACUAUACUUUCUUCUCGUUGAUUAUUUUGUCUUUACUGAGAAAAAUAUUUAUACAAUUUACUUAAAUGUGACAUAACUUAUUAUUUAAAAGAAAUAAUCAAGGGAUACAGAUUUCCAAAGGUUGACCAGAGCAGUUUUAUAUGACGUAAAGAUAAGAGAAAGAUAAUUCAUCUCUCCCAUGACAGAAGCAUUAGGGUUCCUUGGUUCACACUCACAAGCAGAGACAAGAGACCUCCAAAUUCAUAUCCAGGGAACCCCCAAUCUGCAUCCCUUACCCAAAUGUGCCUGUGCCAGAGAAGACCUCAUUUACUUGCAGUGAUGUUUAGACCAAGCUUGAGAUUACUAGAGAAAGCAAAGUGAGUGAAGGAAUGAUUUUUCCUCCCAGGUUAAAACCUAAUUGUGCAUGUCUUGCAUGCACUAGAAAACUAAUACGAAUUUUUAUUUGAAUAUUUGUGUUUAAAUGUUACAUGAAAUUUUGUUAUUAAACAAGUCAAAAUAAUGCUGAUGGAAAGAUGAAGUUUCCAAAGAAAUACUGAAUUCAUGUAGUUCACUUCUGUGGAGCUUUGGAUGUUUAUAUAGCUAUUUUAUUAGUUGUUUGUGGUUUUAGAAUUGAUAGGCCACUUAACAGUAAGGUAGCAAGUGUUCACAGGCAAGCACAGAGGACCUUUCCAUAUUGUAUGCAUUGUUUUUCCCUGAAAAUUGUGAAAUUAUAUGUAAUGAAUCAUUUUUAAUUUAAAC